Molecule: messenger RNA, 5657 nt
Organism: Cuscuta epithymum
Lineage: Eukaryota; Viridiplantae; Streptophyta; Magnoliopsida; Solanales; Convolvulaceae
Source: the annotation of a GenBank genome assembly
AUUUUAUUUUCAUUCAUUUAAAUUCCUUGCAUUCAUUUUAUUCCAUCUGUAGUAUUUCAUUUCAAAUCAAACAAAUCCAAAACUCAUUUUUUUAGUUAGAUUACUUUCACUUUUAUUUUUAUUAAUUAAUAGUUUUCCAAUUACUUGGUUACAUUUUCCCUGUGGAUUCGACCCUUACUUGUGCACUAUACUACCGUGACUCGUGCACUUGCGAGGACUUAUAAAUUGUCUAUCAAUUUUUGGCGCCGUUGCCGGGGAAUUUGUUUAACUAGUUUUUUGGAAAAUUGUUAAUUUUGUUUUAUUUUAGUUAGUUGUGUUUGUUUUUCUUUUUUUUUUUCGUUUUUUUUGUAUGCUUGGUCGCAGGUCACUUAAUCCAGAUUUGAUUCCGCUGAACGAUCAAGUAGAUUUAAUUGGCAAAAGGAUAAAGAGGAGCCUCAAAUUUGCUUCUAAUCCAACAAUGGGUGACGCGCAACUUAUGAAAGAGUUUGGGAGACCAACUGUAGGUGUCUCCCCGUCCUGCAUUGUACUAAGUGAGGCUGCCCGGAAUUAUGAUCUAAAGACGGUCCACUAUAACCAACUGCCAUCUUUCUAUGGGCUUUCUUCUGAGGAUGCGCUGAUCUUUAUCCGAGAUUUCUACGGCAUCAUCCAAAAUUUUCCCUUGCAAGGAGUGACUGAAGAUGAGCUGAGGAUGAGGUGCUUUCCGUACACUCUCAAAGAUGCUGCUAAGACAUGGUUUAUGUCUUUGACACCUGGUUCCCUGCGCACAUGGGCUGAUGUCUACAAUAAAUUCAUUGGCAAGUAUUAUUCUCAGUCAAAAACUUCAGAAUUAAGAAGAAAAAUUGCCAAUUUUACUCAAGCUGAAGGUGAGCCAUUUCAUGAGGCGUGGGAGAGAUUUAAGAUGCUGCUCACUCAAUGUCCACACCACGGUUAUUCAUUGGCGCUCCAGAAUCAGACCUUUUAUGACGGUUUAAACCAAGGAUGCCAAGCUAUUGUUGACAACGCAGCUGGAGGAGCAAUGGGAGAGAAGACCGCAGAACAGACUUUAGAGCUUUUCGAGAUGCUUGGAGCUAAUUCCCAGCAGAAGAGUGUGAGAGGCAGGACUCCAGGAAUUUAUGAAGUGGGUGCAAGUACAGAAUUGGCCAUCCAGAUAUCUGAGCUCUCUAAACAAAUGAAGAACAUGUGCACUGUGAUGACAACAAUGAGCAUGUCUACUCCUGUUGUGAAUGCAGUACCUGAAGGUGGUUUUGAGCAAGCCCACAUGAUGACCUCCUACAACCAAGGACCAAGGAAUGAUACAUUUUCUAACUUCUACAAUUCUGGCUGGAGGAAUCAUCCUAACCUUUCAUGGGGUAACACACAACAAAGCAACCAGCCACCACCACCUGUACAGAAGAAGCCUGCUUUGGAGGAUACUCUUCAAACUUUCAUGCAAAUCUCCAUCCAAAAUCAGCAAGCAAAUGAGCAGCGUUUUCAGCGCACCGAGGCCUCUUUGAAGAAGCUAGAGAUACAAGUUGGGCAGAUUGCUGAAUCUCUCCAAGGACACGUGCAAGGGAAGCUACCGAGCCACAUUGAGGAGGCAAAAGUUGUCACAGUUCUUAGGAGUGGGAAGAUAAUUGAGAAAGAUGAAAGGCAGCCCAUUUUGAAGCCACCGGAAGAGGUAGAAGCUGAAAAUAAAGAACUUGAAGCUGAAUCAGUGAAUGAGGAGACCGGGCUGCACGAAGCUGAAGAUCCAUAUGUGCCGCCUAAGCCAUAUGUUCCACCCGUUCCUUUUCCAAACAGGUUAAAAAGUUCUAAGCUUAGCAGUUCUUUUGAAGAGAUUUAUAAGUUGUUGUCCAAAGUUAAUGUGAACUUGCCUCUUCUUGACGUGAUAAAAAACAUGCCUGCCUACGCUAAAUUUUUGAAAGAAUUGAGCACUAGAAAGCGUAGGUAUGAACCGAAUGAAAAAGUGUUUGUUUCUAAGGCUGUUAGUGAUGUUUUGCAAAAAGAUUUGCCCCCAAAAUUAGAAGACCCUGGCAGUUUUAUUAUCAACAUUAAUUUAGGGAAUUCUAAAUCUGAGAAAGCUAUGCUUGAUUUGGGGGCAAGUAUUAAUUUGAUGCCUUAUUCUGUUUAUUUGAAAUUAGGGUUAAAUGAGCUAAAAUCCACUACUAUGUCCCUACAGCUUGCUGACCGUUCUAUUAGAUAUCCUAGGGGCAUAAUAGAGGAUGUUUUAGUUCAAGUUGAUAAGUUGAUCAUUCCUGCUGAUUUUGUGGUUUUAGAUAUGGAUGAUCAGUGCAAGCAUGUGAAAGAUAUGCCAAUUUUACUUGGUAGACCUUUUAUGGCUACGACAAAAACAAUGAUUGAUGUUCAAAAUGGAAAAUUGACUAUGAGUGUACUUGAUGAAACUGUUGAGUUUUCUAUUUUGAAAUCAAUGAGUAUGUCGGUUGAUUCUAAUUCAUGUUUUGCACUUGAUAUUCUUGAUCCUAUUGUUUCUUUGGACAAGUCGCAGGAAGAUGGUCUUGAGAAUCAUGCUUUUGAGAAAGAGAAAGUUUGUAAGAAGUGCAUUAAUUGUUUGCAUCAAAAGUCCAUUUUGAGGAAGGAUUUUAAACCUGGAAUUAAAGUGUUAUUGCUUGACUCUCGUUUAAGAUUUCUUCCAGGAAAAAUAAAGUUUAAGUGGACUGGUCCGUAUGUGAUUCGCCAAGUUUUUCCCGACGGUGCAAUUGAGCUUGAAAAUCCAAAAUCCGGGAAUAUUUUUAAAGUGAAUGGUGAGAGAGUGAAGAGAUAUUCAUGUAGUGAAGAUUCAGUGGAGCAAGUUGAGAGUCUUGAACUGCUUUGGGAACACUUUUGUUCAUGCAUUUAAUCACCUGUUUAAAAAAAAUCAAAAAAAAAAAAUUCAAAAAAAAACAAUCAAAAACCAAAAAAAAAAAAAAAAUCAUUUUCUUAAUUCUGUUUCCCCCUCCCCAUCCUGUUUUCGUUUUCUUUCUUUGUCUUUCUGUUUUGCAGGUUAUAUUUCAAGAGGUUACUGUUUUCGUUUGAAGUGCAUUCAGGGAGUAUCUUUUUCUCCUUUCCCUUUUUUAUUAAUCGUUCAUUGUACAUAUUGUUUCAUUGUUUGAAAUAAGUGUGGGGGAGGAGUAGCUCUCAUUUUUUUAGUUUUAUUUUAGUUUUAAAAACCAAAAAAAAAAAAACAGAAAACUGCAGAAAAAAAUUCAGAAAAAAAAAAACUGUUUUUUCUUGCUUGGAUUUGAGGGAAAUGUAAUUUCAGGAUUACUUUUUGGUUUCAAGUUGUGAAAAUUUUCCCUUUCAUUGGUAUGUGGUAUGAUUGGUGGUCUCCAUGAUAGGUAUUCUCUUGAAUUUGAUUGAGUCCUUCACAUUGUUUUUACUUGGAGUCAAUUUCCUAGCCUCUUGUGCCAUUAAUUUGGAUGUAUUUCCGGAUUCCUUAUGAUCUUUUAGGAUGAAUCUCUAACAUUCUAGGAAAGAGUGUGAGUUCUUUGACUUUUAGUUAGCAUGAUAGAACUUGUCUUGUUGCUCUUUUGGAAGCUAAGUUAUUGUGCAAACUGAUUGAGAUAUGAUCUAGGCCAUUUUUCAUAGCCCCAAACCUUUUAGCCUACCCUUUGCAUUUUAUUACAGCUUGCUACCCCUUUGAACCUACUUGGUCUUAUAGCAUUCUACCGUGCUUUUGACUAAUAAUUUCUUUGUGAUUACCCAUCAAUAUUGACCCGAGCCCAAAUAGCCAAAAUUUAUCCCUCACCCUUGAGUUGACAUUUUUUUUUACUUAAAUUGUGACUUGGAAGAGUUUUCAUCUUAUUGGAGCAUUUUUUUCCCGGCUGUUUGUAUAUGUAAUUUUGUCAUGGCACCUUGACAUUUCCUUUUAGAAGUAGUGUUGAUGUAGCAUUCAAAAAAAAAAGAGCUGAAAAAAUACAAAAAAAAAAAUUACAAAAAAAAAAAAACAGAAAAAAAAAGUGAAAAAAGAAAAAAAAAGAUGAGUUCAGUUGAAGUUUGUAUUCUUUUCACUUUAUGUAUGUAUUCCAUUGUCUUAGAAGCCGGUUGAUUGUUGUAAUAGUUUUUUUUUUUGUGCUCCUUUACCAUAUUUUUGAACUCUUCCUAUGAUCAGUUUAGUAUAUAAAAUGUCUUCUCCUUUGUUUGAAUUCUCAUAUCCUUUCUUUCAUUAAACCAUUGCUCAUGGCCACGUUACAACCCCAAUAAUAGUCCUAAGUGAUCUUGAUCAAGUUUGUGCUUUGAUAAGGUGGAAGGAAGAGCAUAAGAUGACAAUAGAGUGUUGACUGAUUGGCUUAGGACUGCAUAAUUUCUGUGAAUGUUACUUGAGCAUUUCACUAGGUCAUUUAGAAUUGUAAAAGACAUCUCUAUUAAUGACAUGUGAGUCUAGUUGAUUGGCUUUUGAGUUUGACAUUGUGGUGGAUACUUGAUUUGAAUUUCUUGAGUUAUCUUGUCAUGGAUGAAGGGUUUGUUGGAAUGCUUGGUGAGUGAAGGGAAUUUUGAUCACUUGUUGCCGAAUUUGUUUCUUGAUAUUAAUUUUCCUUGGGGACAAGUAAAAUGCAAGUGUGGGGGAGUUUGAUGAGCUAGAAUUUGUGCUUCAUUUUUAUAUUAAUUUAUCACAAUUCUAUGCUUAUUAUUUGCCUAAUUGAGAGGUUGAGAGUUAUAUUUUGUGUAAAAAUGAUUUUUACAGGUGGGAACUUUAAUUGAAGGAUUUGAGGAUUUUUGGACUGAUUUGUGGAGAUUUUCCCUUUUCCAAGGGUUGUUGGAAAAUUAAAAGAAGUGAGCCAAAUACUUUUUGUUUUGAAGGACUGCUAGCAAACAACAAAAUGAAAAAGAGGAUUACUCCUCUAAGUGACGGCACCCACAUUUGGAGAGAAAAAAAUCAGUCCAGUUGUGCACUAGGAAAAUAACAGGGCCAGCAAAGUCCAAAUUGAAAUAGACCAGAGAGUCUGGGCCAUGUAACCGCACCAGAAGCUUUAGAUCGUAGCAGCAAGGGUUUUAAGAGGAAUAAGCCGGACUGGAGCAGGAGGCAGGAGGAAGUUCGAGGUCGGGGAUUCUGGUCGGGCACUAAACAGAGGAAAGGGCCAGACCGGAAGCUGGAAGGAAGGCUCGUUACCUUGUCUAGUUGGCUGGAUUCCAGAAAUAAGAACAGCAACAGCAAGUCUUGGUCUUCUUAGCCGCACCAGCAAUCCAAAUCCAGGAAAGAAGGGAUCUUUCGGCCCAAGAACAAAGAAGAGGGUGGCGAGGGUUUUUAGGGAGGAGGCCAGACUAGAAGGCAGGACUCAGGCUCGGAGGAAGCCGGACAGGAAAAAAAACGGGGCUGCGGAGUCACUCUCUGCUUAGAGCAACGGACAAAAUUCCACUGCCAGAAGGAAGAACAGAAGCCAGGGGAGUGCAAAAUUGCUAUUGCUCUUGGAAUUCUGGUUUGAAUCAGUCAAAAUUCCCCGGUUCUUGAAUUGUUCCUUCCUUGUUGAUUAGAACUUGUCUUUGUUUAGUUAUUUGGGCAUUCCAAGCAAUCAUAUGUUGUUGAUUGUCAGGAUAAUAAAAACGAACUAUUUGCUUUUCAACCUUUUCUUAGCAUUUUACUUUAACAUGAGUAGUUAAUUUUCUUAAGUCCCGGAUUAUGAUGAAGUUGCUAUGAUUUAGUAUGAAUUGUGAUUUUAGUUAAGUCAAUUGAUUGAGUUUUA